AAACAAAAUCCAUUUUUUUCAUCUUAAUUUCUGCUACUGAGUAUCGAUAUUUCAUUUUCUUUAAUUUGAGGGAGCUUUGGGAUUUGAGUUGGAGGAAACUCAAGAAAGUUGUGUUUUUGGAUUGUGGGUACUUGAGUUUUUGUUGGAAGGAGAAAAUGAGUGACCAGAAGAAAAAUUUUCGGUUAGAAGAGUUCAAGCACCGGGAAGGCAUUGAUCCUGACAAGACAUGGACCAUGUUGGAACAUGCAAUCCAUGAGAUAUACAAUCAAAAUAUCAGUGGUCUCAGUUAUGAAGUGCUUUACAGAAAUGCAUAUAAUAUGGUUCUCCACAAAUUUGGUGACAAGCUAUACUCAGGGCUGGUUGAAACCAUGACUGCUCGUCUCAAAGAGAUAGCUAGAUCUCUUGAAGCCACUCAAGGAGGUUCUUUUCUGGAAGAAAUGAACAAGAAAUGGAAUGACCAUAAUAAGGCCUUAAAAAUGAUUAGAGAAAUUAUGAUGUACAUGGAUAGGAUUUACAUCCCACAUGCUGGGAAAACCCCUGUUGAUCAACUUGGCUUGAACCUGUGGAGAGAAAAUGUUAUAUAUUCAAAUCAGAUAAGCACCCGACUGUUGAAUGCACUUUUGGAAUUGGUGUACGGUGAACGUACAGGUGAAGUUAUUAACAGAGGAUUGUUUAGAAAUAUAACAAAGAUGUUAAUGGAUUUAGGUCCUUCUGUUUAUGGGCAAGAAUUUGAGACUCAAUUUCUUCUAGUUUCAGCUGAGUUCUACCAAGCAGAAUCCCAGAAGUUAAUUGAGUGUUGUGCUUGUGGGGAUUUUCUGAAGAUAGCUGAGAGCCGCAUGAAACAGGAAAUCGAUAGAGUGAGCUAUUACUUGGAUCCCAUGACUGAAAAGAAAAUAACUAAUGUGGUAGAGAAGGUGAUGAUUGAAAAUAACCUGCUUAUAUUAAUACAUAUGGAUUCUGGGUUGGUAAGCAUGCUUUGUAAUGAUAAAUAUGAAGAUUUGGGUAGAAUGUAUAAAUUGUUCCGUCGUGUUGCUAACGGUCUCUUCAAAAUAUAUGAAGUGAUGACUUCACACAUCAAAGAGUCUGGUAAACAGCUUGUCAUGGAUCGUGACAGGUUGAAGGAUCCUGUUGAAUUUGUGGAGAGGCUCUUAGAUGAAAAAGAGAAGUAUGAAAAGAUUAUAAAUUUGGCAUUUAAUAAGGAUAAGUUUUUCCAGAAUGCUUUGAAAUCCUCAUUUGAAUAUUUCAUCAACUUGAAUCCCCAUUCUCCAGAGUUCAUUUCACUAUUUGUAGAUGCAAUGCUGCGGCAAGGUCUCAAGGGGGUAAGUGAGGAUGAUAUAGAGAUUACUCUUGACAAGGUGAUGAUGUUAUUCCGGUACUUGCAAGAAAAAGAUGAGUUUGAGAGUUAUUACAAACGGCAUCUGGCAAAGCGGCUUUUGUAUGGAAAAACAGUUUCUGAUGAUGUAGAAAGAAGUUUCAUAGUUAAGCUCAGGACUGAAUGUGGUUAUCAAUUCACCUCUAAAUUAGAGGGCAUGUUUACAGACAUGAAAACCUCCCGAGACACAAUGCAGGGCUUUUAUACCAGCCACCCCAAGUUAAGAGAUGGUCCCACGCUUACUGUGCAGGUUUUGACAGCGGAGGUAUGGCCUACUCAAUCUAUUGUUACAUGCAACCUGCCAGCUGAAAUGUCUGAGCUUUGUGAGAAGUUCCAAUCAUAUUACCUCGGCAUGCAUAUGGGCAGGAAAUUGUCCUGGCAAACUGAUAUGGGCACAGCAGACUUAAAAGCCACCUUUGGUAAAGGUCAGAAACAUCAGUUAAAUGUCUCCACUUACCAAAUGUGUGUCCUCAUGCUCUUUAACAAUGCUGAUAGACUAAGCUACAAGGAAAUUGAGCAAGCAACUAAGAUUCCCUCUUCGAAUCUGAAGAGUUGCCUGCAAUCAUUGGCUUUGGUUAAGAAAAGAAAUGUACUUAGAAAGGAGCCUAUGAGUAAAGAUGUAGGUGAGGAUGAUGCUUUCUUUGUUAAUGACAAGUUCAGAAGCAAACUAUACAAGGUAAAAAUAGGAACUGUAGUUGCACAAAAGGAAUCAGAACCUGAGAAACUGGAAACUCGAAAACGAGUGGAGGAAGACCGGAAGCCGCUGAUUGAGGCUACCAUAGUAAGGAUCAUGAAAUCAAGGAAGCUACUUGAUCAUAACAAUCUCGUAGCUGAGGUCACAAAGCAGUUGCAGUCACGGUUCCUCCCAAAUCCAACAGCUGUAAAGAAACAUAUUGAGUCUCUCAUUGAGAGGGAAUUUUUGGAAAGAGAUGCUAGAGACAGGAAGAUGUAUAGAUAUCUUUACUAG
Molecule: messenger RNA, 2339 nt
Organism: Cajanus cajan (pigeon pea)
Lineage: Eukaryota; Viridiplantae; Streptophyta; Magnoliopsida; Fabales; Fabaceae
Product: cullin-3A
Biological process (GO): ubiquitin-dependent protein catabolic process
Molecular function (GO): ubiquitin protein ligase binding
Source: RefSeq, a predicted model, not a curated record